This is a messenger RNA of Xyrauchen texanus (razorback sucker), 3490 nucleotides long. Its product is annotated as ribitol 5-phosphate transferase FKRP-like. The coding region runs from base 450 to 2060 and encodes 536 amino acids. Gene Ontology annotation, biological process: protein O-linked glycosylation via mannose. Gene Ontology annotation, cellular component: Golgi apparatus. The record is from RefSeq and is a predicted model, not a curated record. The transcript is spliced from 2 exons. NCBI's taxonomy places the organism in Eukaryota, Metazoa, Chordata, Actinopteri, Cypriniformes, Catostomidae.
UCGAGGCGACCCAAUGGUGCGAGCUUCCUGCUGCAUUGUGCACUGAUAUCCAGCUUCCUGUUCUCAAUUCCGAAGCAGCAUUGGGGAAAUGGCAAGAAUAACUUGCAUGUAGCAAACAAUCUGCUGAGGGACAUACAGAAUCAACCGUAAAAUGCAUUUAACAGUCUGGUUGAAUAUGGGAUCUUCCUAUCAAGAUUUUUUCCUGGAUCGAAUCAGCUGACACAGGAAGAUGCCAGAGGGAACUGAUUUGAAAUGAAGCCUCAACACAACAAUAUUCACUUCCCAUCCACUUUCCACCUUAAUUUAUUCUUGGCCAGACCAGAAUGUUAAUGUUCAAGAUUUCAGAAAUUGUGACAUGCUGUGAUGGUCAAGGGUUUUUAUUCUCUCUCUAUUUGAGAUAUUGUCAAUUGGUUUCUGUGUCAUAAUAGCACUUACCCAUAAGAGCCACAAUGCGUAUCAGUUUUUGCCAGGCUCUGUUAACUGGAGCAAUCGUUUUAAACUUGCUAAUCCUAUAUUAUGUGUCACGGGCCCAGCAACAGAUGAUGGAGAAGCGUCGAGAACAAGGAAAGGGCAUAAAGAAAGCCUCUCUACCUGUUUCAGGACUUGGCGCUGUGGGUAGUCUGGUAGGUGGAAGUAUGGUUGGCGGUGUUAAAGUGAGUGGCCUUGAGGGCAACUCGCGUGGUCCCAGGGUGACAAUCCUUGUUCGUGAGUUUGAAGACUUUGAGAACUAUGUUGUUGAUGUGGCACGCUCUUUUUUGCGCCAAAGACCAGAGUUGCCCUUCAUUGCAAUGUCCGAUACUGCACCGUACCCUCCUCUGGCUCUUCCCGAGGGAGCACGCCUGCUGGUGUUGUCUCCAAGCCCUGACCAGCCUCCACAAACUCACCGGCCUGAGUUCAACGUGCAGACAGAGUUUGCUUUGUUGGUUCCAGAUGGUGUGGAGCUGGAUCAUGGCCGACAAGUGGAGCGGCUGAUCCGGGAGCUAGAAGGGGAGGGUGGCGGGCCAGUUCGGCUGGUUGCCGCCCCCGUGCUGACCCGCUCGGCAGUGCAGUGCCUGCACCUGCGAGUUAAUCUUCGAGAAUGGAUGGCCACCUACACACCAGGAGCCUCUGGAAGCAGUGGUAGUGUCUGCACAGCCCUGCAGGGUGAUGCCGUGGUUCUUAUCCGUACCGAGGACCUCUUCAAUCUCUCUGUUCCAUUAGGGCGCCCACUGAUGUCUUCCUUGUUUGUACAGACAUCACUGCGGGGCUGGAAGGUCAAGCUGCUUGAAGGACCUUCAUUCUCUGCUAGUCAUAGACCGCUCUUCAGCUCGGCACAUAAUCAGUGGAAGGCGGACAGUCGCUUGAAAGAUGCCACCAAUCACCUCAUGCGCAGUUUUGGCCUAAAGCGCAUAGUGCUACCUGAUGGCCGAGAUCAGUGGUUUGGUUGCAGCAAGGAGACGCCACGAUGCUUUGGGACAGUGCGUGAUGACACUCCUGAAUAUCUCUAUCUAGAGCGCUGGACUCCACCUUGUUGCUUGCGUGCCCUUCGAGAGACCACUAAAUAUGUUAUCAACAUCUUGGAGAGCUCUGGUGUGCGUUACUGGCUGGAAGGCGGUUCUUUGCUGGGAGCUGCCCGACAUCAAGACAUAAUUCCUUGGGAUUAUGAUGUGGAUUUGGGGAUCUACUUGGAAGACAUUCCGAACUGCGACUACUUGAAAAGCCUGGACUCUGGAUCACUGGUCGAUGCUAAUGGCUACGUAUGGGAGCGAGCCGUAGAGGGCGAUUUCUACCGCGUUCAGUACAGCGAAGCUAACCAUCUGCAUGUGGACUUGUGGCCAUUCUAUCCCCACAAUGGAGUCAUGACGAGGGACACUUGGACAGAGCACAAGCAAGACGUGGAGUUCCCUGAGCACUUUUUGCAACCUCUGGUGCCAAUGCAGUUCGCCGGCAUCACUGCUUAUGGACCUAACAACUACCGUGCCUUCUUGGAACUCAAGUUUGGGGAAGGGGUUAUUGAGAACCCUCAGUAUCCCAACCCUGCCAAGAAAAAGCUGGAUGGGAGUCGCACAUUAGGACCAUAGCAAUCAGUUACCCUGAAGAUGUGCCACAAUCGCACAACACUGAAUUUUAAACUUUGUUGAGAAUCACUAUCAGGCACAAUGUCUCAGACUGUAUCUGAACACUUGAAUGUCAGUAUUUCUUGCCAAUUGUAUUUAUUUGUGUGUGUUUGGUUUGGGGAGUCAUGACUAAAUAUACAAUAUGUAAUAAUACUAAUAAAGUCAGAGAGUAUUUACAUGUAAUAUUUGACACUGCGAUGUCUGAGGAAUUACUCAGUGAGUUGAAAGAUCAAAGCUUUUGCAAUAAUACCCCCAAUUUAACAUCCACAUUUUCUAUGGAAAUAUUAUGGGAAAGAAAAAUUAAAUUUUCAAAUUGAAGGGCGAGCAACGGUCUAAUUUUAAAGAGUCUGAUAUCGUCACUUAACGAACUUAACGUUUAUUCAAUGUAUGGAUUUAUGUUUGUAGUGACUCAUUUAAUAAGCAACCCAGACCAACUUAUUGCAUCAUGAACUUUGAAUGGACUCAACCUUUCAACUCAACUUGCAUAAUGAUCAUUAUUAUACCACAGUAGACUUUUUUUUUCCAUCUGUUGUGACAUAGGUAUUUUGUGAUGUCAAGUUAGGUCGCUCUGACUUUCAUGAUUUGUUUUUACACAAAAAUGGUAUUAUGGUUUUAACUGGGGUAAAAAAAAAACUGCUACGCAUGCUGUUGAAAAGAAGCUGCAGUUUAGGCACUCAUUCACUUUACUGAUUGAUAUUUGCACAAGUAAUUUUGUGUUGAUUAUUUUGACUGAAUACUUCAACCAGUAUGGUCUUGUAAAUGGCCUUUUCCUCUGUUCUUUUCCUAUUUUAUUUUUAUAAAAAAAAUAUGUUCUACCAUAAUAACUUCAUUCAUUCAAUAAGUUACAAUAUAUAUAUUAUAUGUUUUGAAUGUCCAAAUGUAGUAUUUGUUUACAUUUUAAGGGUUUUUGGCUCAAUGGAAAUUUGUUGAUAAAGUUGAUUUUGUGGUUUAUUAUUUGUCAAGUUAUUUGACACCAAGUGUUACUCAAAUGUUAUUACCUGGGUUUAAUAUAAUACAAGUACAUAAAUGAUAAAUUAAGAAUAUGAUUCAUUUAUUUAAAUGAUUCAAUGUUGAAAAACUAACAAAAUAACCAUUUGACCCAAACCAAAUGUCUUCUUUGCCACUUGCUAUUCUGUCUCUUAACAUUUGUCAGUCUCAUAUGACUAUCUCACUUGUCUGGAAAUAAUCAGAGCUGAGUGGAUAAUUGACUGUCAAUUUGAGAAAAAUACAGAUGUUGCAGACAAGCACCUCCAAAUGUUUAAUAGACCACAAGGUGGCGCAGUCAGUUAUGGAGUAACAUUCAGAGAUGUUAACCAGUGUUUUUUGUACAGUAUUGCUACUAAUCAAAUAUUUGAAGCCUCUCUCAUUAAGAUGUAUAAAAUAAAAAAUAGUUU